CAAUUGCCUGUUGGAACUUAUUUACAUAUCGAUUGACUGCAGGUGCAGCUGUAUAUUUGUGUAUUAAGUUGUUGAUAUAGGCGAGCACUUGUCUUGGGAUAUUUCAUUUGGACGUAAGUAGCAGAACCCAGCCAGUUAAAAGCAUCUUGAUCAAGUAAAACCAGCGGUUCUUUCUUUCUUUCUGAUUGUGCUCAGACUGUUCUAAAGUUUUAAGAUGAAAAUCUGUUUCGCGCUGAGUGCUCUGCUAUGUGUGGUCAUAUUUGAAUUGACCAAUGGUCAAGAGGCCAAACCCAUCAUCAGAACUAGCAAUUGUGAGAAUAAUGGUGUAGAAUAUAAGGCAGGAGAGGUCUACUACCCAGAUCCAUGCGAGCUAUGCAAGUGUGUGGUGGAAAAGUCUUCCAUCUGCUACAAGAUCAAGUGUAACGACACCAUCGUCUGUCCGGACAACAAGGAGGCCUAUCUGCCUGAAGGGGAGUGUUGCAAGAAGUGUCCCAUCUCUAUCCACCCUGGGGAUGUUGUCGAGGGGGCACAGCUUGCAGCAAAUGCUGAUGCUGGUGCUGCUGUAGCUGACGACGCCGCAGCUAAUGCCGCAGUCGGGCCUACAGACGACUCCGCAGCCAAUGCCGCCGCUGGAGUAGCAGACACCGCCGGAUUGAACGCAGCAGUAGCCAGUGAUGACCUUGCCAGCGGUAUCGCGGUGCAGCCCAUGCAGCGCCCUGGAGACGAAGAGAGCGCCCAGAGUGCGUCUAGAACUGAGAGAGCUGCACCAACCGUGGAGGGCGCUGACAACAGGUCCCAGAACAUGACAGUCCAAGUGAAUAUGUAGGGCGCCGAAUAGGUAGGGCGCCGAAACCCGCGGUACCAAACACCUUGAGAUUAACUUGGAGAAGUGUUUAGAUGGUGAUGUAUUUUAUGAAGUUUUGAUGGAUUAAGGGCAACAAAUUAACACAUUUUAGCACUGAUUAAAAUUGCUCUGUUGAUAUUGUAUACGGUCGUAAAAUUCGAUUUCGUAACCAAUUUAUUUCCUAUUUGUUCAGUCAAUAUUCAAGCACUAGCUUAAUUAUUUAAAAUACAAUUUAAAUAAAAACAAAACAUAUUGAAAUAUUUUCUAAAAGUUUUAAGAAAAUCAGUUUAACAUUAUAAGCUGUGCACAUCUGCUAAAUACACUAUUCUAAAAGUAUCCAAAAACCUCGACCGACUGUCUUGAUUGUUUUAUUUGGAAACCAGAUCUAAUAUAGUG
This is a messenger RNA of Physella acuta, 1240 nucleotides long. Its product is annotated as collagen alpha-1(II) chain-like. The record is from RefSeq and is a predicted model, not a curated record. Gene Ontology annotation, molecular function: protein binding. NCBI's taxonomy places the organism in Eukaryota, Metazoa, Mollusca, Gastropoda, Physidae.